Oenanthe melanoleuca is the source of this 3955-nucleotide messenger RNA. Its product is annotated as collagen alpha-2(IV) chain-like. The coding region runs from base 2052 to 3005 and encodes 317 amino acids. The transcript has 3 exons. Lineage: Eukaryota; Metazoa; Chordata; Aves; Passeriformes; Muscicapidae. The record is from RefSeq and is a predicted model, not a curated record.
GUGUUGGGAGCUUUGCCAGCCAUUAAUAAAAGAGAAAGAGCAGGAAAACCCCAAAUCCACAAGAAUUCCUCAGCCCGUGGGACAAUGGGGACCAGGCACAGCCUCCAGCCUUUGUCUGAGCAGGAGAUGCAAAUUAAAGAUUCGAAUUUAAAUUAACAGAGGCAAAUAUUCCACCUGGACUGCUGGAUGUGGCGCUUUGGAAUCUGGAUGUGCAGCAUCCAUUUCUCUGGGGCUGGAUCAAUAAAAGGGAAAGAAGCAGGAACGGGAAAAGAAAAGGCUCGGCAGGAUCAAUGAAAACAUUCCUCCCACAUUCCACUGCUAUUCUGGACUCGAUUAGCACAACUCACCCGAUGAAAGGAGCUGGAAAUCAACGUGCAGAGGAGGGAGGAAGGCAGAGAGUGCCCCCGGCCUUUGUCUCGGGCAGGUUUUUGGCCGCUCCCCUCGCUGCCGCUGACCCGAUUCCGCGCCGCUCGCUCCUCCCCGCUCCAUGUGAUCCCAUUUCCCCCGAAAUAAAGUUGACAAAUUCGCCCGGGCUCAGAUGGUGCUGCCGGGGCGGCGUGGAGCGGUUCCGCCCGAGCUGUAGCUGCGGCACCGCCGGGCUCGGGGCUGGCGGCUACCGGGCUGGGCUGGGGACUACCAACCCGGGCUCUGGGCUACCUGCUUGGGUUCCUGGGCUCUCUGCCGGGCUCGGGGCUACCGGGCUGGGCUCUGGGCUACCAACCCGGGCUCGGGGCUACCUGCUCAGGGCUACCUGCUCCCCCUCCGGGGCUACCUACCCGGGCUCUGGGCUACCUACUCGGGUUCCUGGGAUACCUGCUCGGGCUCUGGGGCUACCUGCUCGGGUUCCUGGGCUACCAGCCCGGGCUGCCACCGCACACAGCCCCGAGGAGCGGGGAGAACGCGGCCGGAGCCAGGAUUUUCCAAGGCAGAAGAAAAUGGAUCAGUUUCUGCUGUAAAAGAACCUGGUUUGUUGUACACCAAGGAGAAUCAGGAUCCCACCAGAUUUUGCUGUUUUUAUAAGAACACAACUUUCCCCUGGCUCGUGGGCUGGGAAACGAGGAAUUCCACACUGCAGCUGAGCCUCCAUUGAUAUCAAAUCUCAUUCCUGAGAUAUCAAACCUCCCUGCUGAGCCUCCAUUGAUAUCAAACCUCAUUCCUGAGAUAUCAAACCUCCCUGCUGAGCCUCCAUUGAUAUCAAAUCUCAUUCCUGAGAUAUCAAACCUCCCUGCUGAGCCUCCCUGAAUAUCAAACCUCAUUCCUGAGAUAUCAAACCUCCCUGCUGAGCCUCCAUUGAUAUCAAACCUCAUUCCUGAGAUAUCAAACCUCCCUGCUGAGCCUCCAUUGAUAUCAAACCUCAUUCCUGAGCCUCCAUUGAUAUCAAACCUCAUUCCUGAGCCUCCAUUGAUAUCAAACCUCCCUGCUGAGCCUCCCUGAAUAUCAAACCUCCCUGCUGAGCCUCCAUUGAUAUCAAACCUCAUUCCUGAGCCUCCAUUGAUAUCAAACCUCAUUCCUGAGAUAUCAAACCUCCCUGCUGAGCCUCCCUGAAUAUCAAACCUCAUUGCUGAGCCUCCCUGAUAUCAAACCUCAUUGCUGAGCCUCCAUUGGUAUCAAACCUCAUUCUUGAGCCUCCAUUGAUAUCAAACCUCAUUGCUGAGUCUCCAUUGAUAUCAAACCUCCCUGCUGAGAUAUCAAACCUCAUUCCUGAGCCUCCAUUGAUAUCAAACCUCUCUGCUGAGAUAUCAAACCUCAUUCCUGAGCCUCCAUUGAUAUCAAACCUCAUUCCUGAGCCUCCCUGAUAUCAAACCUCAUUCCUGAGCCUCCAUUGUUAUCAAACCUCAUUGCUGAGCCUCCCUGAUAUCAAACCUCCUUACUGAGAUAUCAAACCUCCCUGCUGAGCCUCCAUUGAUAUCAAACCUCCCUGCUGAGCCUCCAUUGAUAUCAAACCUCAUUGCUGAGAUAUCAAACCUCAUUGCUGAGCCUCCCCAUGGCCGCACACCCCGAGGCAGCCUCUCCCUCCCGGCUGUCCCAGCCCUGACCAUCCUCCCACCCCGAUGCGGCCCGGGCUGGAGCCGGGCUUUGCCGGGCUGAACCUGAGCCGGGAGGCUUUGCUGGAGCCGGGCUUUGCCGGGCUGAACCUGACCCGGGAGGCCGCGCUGGAGCCGGGCUUUGCCGGGCUGAACCUAACCCGGGAGGCUUUGCUGGAGCCGGGCUUUGCCGGGCUGAACCUGACCCGGGAGGCCGCGCUGGAGCCGGGCUUUGCCGGGCUGAACCUGACCCGGGAGGCUUUGCUGGAGCCGGGCUUUGCCGGGCUGAACCUGACCCGGGAGGCCGCGCUGGAGCCGGGCUUUGCCGGGCUGAACCUGAGCCGGGAGGCCGCGCUGGAGCCGGGCUUUGCCGGGCUGAACCUGAGCCGGCAGGCCGCGCUGGAGCCGGGCUUUGCCGGGCUGAACCUGAGCCGGGAGGCCGCGCUGGAGCCGGGCUUUGCCGGGCUGAACCUGACCCGGGAGGCCGCGCUGGAGCCGGGCUUUGCCGGGCUGAACCUGAGCCGGGAGGCCGCGCUGGAGCCGGGCUUUGCCGGGCUGAACCUGAGCCGGGAGGCUUUGCCGGGCUUUGCCGGGCUGAACCUGAGCCGGGAGGCCGCGCUGGAGCCGGGCUUUGCCGGGCUGAACCUGACCCGGGAGGCCGUGCUGGAGCCGGGCUUUGCCGGGCUGAACCUGACCCGGGAGGCUUUGCCGGGCUUUGCCGGGCUGAACCUGACCCGGGAGGCCGUGCUAGAGCCGGGCUUUGCUGGGCUGGACCCGGAGCGGCCGCCCGGCCCGCCCGCCUCGGGCAUGGCGCUGCUGGCGCUGCUGCUGCUGCUGCUGGCGCUGCUCGCCGCCUCCCUGCUCGCCCAGCGCUCGCACCGCGGGCGGCUCCGCGGCCAGCGGCUGCAGAGGGCACACGAGGAGUACCAGAGGGACCAGGGGAGCGGAGCCGGCCAGAGCUCGCCCGGGUUCGUGGCGUAGCGAGGGGGAAAAUCCACCGGGAAUCGCCUGGGAGUGAACAGCAGGUUUGAGAUUCGCAAGGAAAUUGGUUUUUCUAAGAGUUGUUAGCAGUUACUACAGCUUUAUUGUAAAUAUACGUAUUUAUACUUUUAGUCUCAUUUGUGCCAAGUGCAACCAAUGCAAUGAUGUGUUUUUAAUCGUUUUAAUCCUGGCUGGGAGGUGGGGAGGGGCUGGGAUGGAAUUCCCAGGGAAGCUGUGGCUGCUCCUGGAUCCCUGGCAGUGCCCAAGGCCAGGCUGGAGGCAGGGAGGAGUUUUUGGGUCCAUUCCAAGCCCAACCACAAUUUUCUGUGCAUUGCUGAACCUGCAAAUUUCAAUCUGCUGCUGUCACUCUUUCAAAAAGCCACUGGGGGUGAAGAGGCAGAUUUGGGGGAUCCCAAAGCACUGAUCCCACAGGGGCUGGAAUUCCAAUCCCAAGGGAAGCAGCAGCUUCAACUCCUUUUUUAAAUCUCCUUUUUAAACCACAGUGUGUUUCUAUUUCCACAGAGAAAUGACAGGUUUAUUGUGAGCAGCACUUCUAACUAAUCUUUUCUAAGCAAGUGAUGGAUGUAAUCUGAAUAAAUGUCAUUGUUUUAUAAAGUACAAACCCUGUGAAGUUCCAAGUCUCCAGCUUGCUGUAUGUAUUUUUAAAUACUGUGAUGAUGCUGUAAACUUACCUCUGUUGGCAAAAAAAAAAAAUGUUCUAUUUCAAAAUGUCAGGAUGAAGGAUGUGAAUGUUCUGAAAGUGCUAUAUCAACAACAACAAAAAAAAGAGAAUUUUCACAGAAUAUUCUAAGGGGUUCUGUUACAUGCUACAAAUCUAUUUUACAAGGGUAUUUAUGGCUCAUCCAGCCUAGUCUGUGAGAACAGCACUAUUUUAUUACAGAAUUAAUAAAUGAAUAAAUGAGCAGUGAAUAACCAUGCCCAGAAGCUGG